This is a messenger RNA of Rotaria socialis, 2376 nucleotides long. The record is from the annotation of a GenBank genome assembly. NCBI's taxonomy places the organism in Eukaryota, Metazoa, Rotifera, Eurotatoria, Philodinida, Philodinidae.
AUGUUUAGUUCACCAAGAUUAUCUCGUACGUCAAUGGAUAUAAUAACAACAAAACAUAUUCUUCACGAAAAAUGUCAAACGAUAGAACAAUUAAAGAAUAUUAUUGAUGAAUUAAAAAUGCGACAUGAAAAAAAGGAACAUGAAUUAAUUAAACAAAUCGGAGUUUUAUAUAAUGAUUUACAACAGAAUAAGAAAAAGAUGGCGCAUCUUAUACUCAAAUAUCAACAACAGAAAAAAUUUAGUGAAAAUAUGAAAACCUUAAAAGAUUUCUCAUGCCAAACCGAUCAAAACAAUUCAUCGCUAAUCUGUUCAAAUUGUUCAACACAUUACGAUGAAUCUAAAUCAUAUUGCACAAAAGUCAAAAGUUCAGAAAAGCGUCCAAAAUAUUAUACGCUUCAAAGAGAUGAUCAUAUUGAAUAUAUAUCUGCAAUACCUCAACCUCAAUCUCAUCAUUCAUUAUCAUCGCCUUCUCUCUCGACAACCGAUCAAUCAUCAAUAAAGCAUAAUGAAAGCAGUUCAAGUGCAUACAAUACAGCUGAAAGUUUACCAAGUAGUACAUAUUCUGAUGAAAAUGAGUCUCUUGAACGUGUUUUAAAUGCUGCUUGUACAAUGUAUACAACACACGAUAACCUUGAACAUACAAUUAAGUUACAAGAAGAAUUAUUUCGGCAACGUUUACGUUUACGAGGAAUUAAUCUUAAUAAUAAUAAUAAUAACAAUAAUAACAAUAACAAUAACAAUACUAAUAAUGACAAUCAUGACGAUAAUGCAAGUGAACAUUUUUAUGAUAAUAUCGAUAGUGAAACAAGUGAUAUUGAAAAACAAACAACCAUAUAUCGUAAUCGAUCUUUACCAUGGUUUCAAAAAAAACAACAACGCACAGUUACAUUUAAUUUGACCAAUGAUGAACAACAAAAAAAUAAAAUAGUACAACAAAAAGUAAGAUUUAGUGAUCAAUAUUAUUCACUUGGUAAACGUAAAAAUUUUAAAUCAUUAUCAAAAACAAAUCUCUCGAAAUUAAUAAAUAAUAAAAAAUAUAAUUAUCAAAGUUCAAAUAUGCCAAAUAAAAAAUUAUUAUCAUCAAAUAUGUUAACUGUGGCUAUAACUUGUGGGGAUACACCACUGCACUGCGAAGGUGGUAGUCAAACGAAUAAUACUAACGGUUCCUUAUGUCAACCACCCUGUGGGCCCGGUAUGUGUUGUUCAAAAUGGGGAUUUUGUGGGGAUACACCAUUGCACUGUGAAGGUGGAGGUCAAACGUGUCAACCGCCCUGUGGGCCCGGUUUCUGUUGUUCGAAAUGGGGUUUCUGUGGUGAUACACCACUGCACUGUGAAGGUGCAGGCCAAAGGUGUCAGCCACCAUGUGGGCCAGGUUUUUGCUGUUCAAAAUGGGGAUUCUGUGGUAAUACACCACUGCACUGUGAAGGUGGAGGUCAAACCUGUCAGCCACCAUGUGGGCCCGGUAUGUGUUGUUCAAAAUGGGGAUUUUGUGGGAAUACGCCAUUGCACUGCGAAGGUGGAGGGUACACGAACAAUACUAACGGUUCUCUAUGUCAACCGCCAUGUGGGCCAGGUUUCUGCUGUUCAAAAUGGGGAUUUUGUGGGAACACACCAUUGCACUGUGAAGGCGGAGGGCAAACGUGUCAACCUCCAUGUGGGCCUGGUUUCUGCUGUUCGAAAUGGGGAUUCUGUGGCAGUACACCAGAAUAUUGUGAAAAUCAACCUGGAGGUGGUAACAACAGUACUUCAAUUACUCGUGAGCAAUUCGACUGUAUUUUCGACAAUUUAGAUCCAGCUACGCGUGAUAAACGCUGGAAAGACUAUGAUACAGCUAUCUGUAUUUCGUUUUACGCUGGUGCUAUAGGUUUUCAAGAGGCAUUAACAAUGAUGCCGUUUGAAACACAAAGUCAAAAUGAAGUUAUGAUGUUUUUUGCACAUGUAUCACAUGAAACAGAUGGCUUGCAAACUUAUGAAGAAUACUGUGGACAAUCAGGUCAAUGUGCUAAUAAUUAUCAGGACUCAUGGUGUCCUCCAGUUGAGGCAGAGCCCGGUAAAACUUACUAUGGACGUGGUUGGUUUCAAUUAUCAUGGCCAUGCAAUUAUAAAGGAGCUGGUGAUGCACUUGGUGUUGAUUUACUAAAGGAUCCAGAAAUGGUUGCUGAAUCGGAUACGUUAGCUGCUGCAACUGCACUCUGGUUUUGGAAAGCUAAUAAUAUGGGUCAACCAGCAAGAGAAGGAAAUUUUGGAGGAACAACACAAAUUAUCAACCCUAUUGAAUGUGGAGCAACGCCCCAACAGGAAAACAGAAUUAGACGCUAUCAAAAAGUUCGAAAAUGUUUUGGCCUUCCUCCAGAAACUGAUAAAUUACAAUGUUGA